Dermacentor silvarum is the source of this 108-nucleotide messenger RNA. RefSeq lists its product as uncharacterized. NCBI's taxonomy places the organism in Eukaryota, Metazoa, Arthropoda, Arachnida, Ixodida, Ixodidae. The transcript is spliced from 2 exons. The record is from RefSeq and is a predicted model, not a curated record. The annotation marks the transcript as partial.
GAGAGAAGAGAGAGAGAUGGAGAAAGAGAGAGAGAGAGAAAUAAGGGAUUGAGAAAGAGAGAGAAAAGAGAGAGAGAGAGAAGAAAUGAGAGAAAGAGAUGGAGAAAG